UUGACUCUCAGCAUAGCAGCCAUUCACUGCACUGUGGUUCGAGCGGCUGCUGUCCCAGCUCUUUCUGUGGAAUUUGGCACGGCACGGUUUGUGAGGAAAUAGGUGGCGACAUUAACAGGGCUUCUUCUGGGUCGCGGCGGGGAUCGUAGGCAACUUGGUGAUGAAUAAGCUACGGCAGAGCUUCCGCCGGAAGAAAGACAUCUAUGUGCCGGAGUCAAGUCGGCCUCACCAAUGGCAGACAGACGAGGAGGCGGUUCGCAGUGGCAAAUGCAGCUUUGCAGUCAAGUACCUGGGACAUGUGGAAGUGGAAGAAUCAAGAGGCAUGCACAUCUGUGAGGAUGCUGUCAAGCGACUCAAGAUGGACAGGAAAUUCUUCAAAGGAUUCUUUAAAAAAGUUGGGAAGAAGCCAGUACGGGCUGUGUUGUGGGUGUCAGCAGAUGGUCUUCGAGUUGUGGAUGACAAAACAAAGGACCUGAUUCUUGACCAGACAAUAGAGAAGGUGUCAUUCUGUGCUCCAGACCGGAACUUUGAGAGGGCAUUCUCUUACAUUUGCCGGGAUGGCACCACACGACGCUGGAUCUGCCAUUGUUUCAUGGCCAUCAAAGACUCAGGAGAGCGGCUCAGCCAUGCUGUAGGUUGUGCAUUUGCUGCCUGUCUUGAGCGAAAGCAGAAACGGGAGAAAGAGUGCGGUGUCACAGCAACCUUCGAUGCCAACAGAACCACUUUCACUCGUGAGGGCUCAUUUCGUGUUACUACAGCAACAGAGGUGGCAGAGCGUGAGGAAGUAAUGAGGCAAUUACAAGAUGCAAAGAAAGCAGAGACGGAAGUGAAAGUUGCUGGGAAUUCAGCCACAAGUGUGACAAACACCUCUGCCCACCAGACAGGAGGAUCCCCAUCACCCUCCUCCUCCCCCCCUCUCUCUGUGUCCGCCCUGGGGUCCCAGGCUAUACCCCGCAGACAUGCAACUGUCGAGGCUCUGGCCAGGCAGGGUUCUUUCCGAGGCUUCCCAGCCCUGAGUCAGAAAACGUCUCCCUUCAAGCGACAACUGUCUCUGCGUGUGAGUGAGCUGCCCUCCAACAUGCAACGAAAGUCUGACUUCCCCAUCAAAAACAUAGUCCCUGAGGUAGAAGGAGAGAGUGAAAGCAUCAGUUCACUGUGCACUCAGAUCACCACAGCAUUCAGUGGACCUUCAGAGGAUCCCUUCUCCUCAGCACCGAUGCCCAAACCAGCUUCAUCGCCGCAGUCCCCUGUUGCAUCAGUGAACGGCGCAGCUUCUUCCUUCUCUGUUACUGCUCCCACUGCUAAUCCCCCAGUUCUGCUCCCCGCUCUGCCUGCUCGAGACACUAACCCCUGGGCUAAGACCCCAGCAGGGGCCCCGGCCCCUUCCCUGGCGCAGCCUGCAAGCAAAUGGUCAUCACCUACUUCUGUGGUGGUCCCUCCUACAUCUUCCCCAGCCAUGCCAUCCCACAAACGCACACCAUCAGAAGCAGACCGGUGGUUAGAAGAGGUCUCAAAGUCUGUCCGAGCCCCACACCCUAGUCCAGUCAUGGCCCCAUCCACACCCCCGAUUCAGCCCUUCACUGCCCCCAUGCCUGUGGCAACUGUACCUCCUGUGGCCUUCAUGUCCUCUCUGCCGACUGCAGUGCCCAUUUUGCCUCCUCGCCAACCCACAUAUCACACUCAGCCCCCAACCUCCUACCCGAUGUCCAACGGGCUGCCGUUCCCUCAGCCCAGUGUGCCUGUGGUAGGCAUCACUCCCUCACAGAUGGUGGCUAACAUGUUUGGCUCAGCUACCCACCCCCAGCCGUUCCCCGUACCUGCCUCCGCGACACCACAACAUGACGCCCAGGCUGUGGGUAACAUCAGCCCAUUCACCAAACCUCCACAGCCCACCACUGCGAACGCUUCACCCCCACAGCCAUCUAAUGGCAACGUAACAUUUAACGGAGCAGAUAACUGGGCUGCUCCAUCGCAACUCGCAUCAAGCUCUCAGCUUCCUGCGCAGCAUCAUGAAGAUGCCUUUGAGGCUCAGUGGGCAGCACUGGAGAGCCGCUCGCGCCAGCGCACCACACCCUCCCCAACAAAUCCCUUCUCCACCGAGCUGCACAAGACCUUCGAGAUCCAGCUCUGAAGACUGAAAUGAGAAUGUACUGGAUAAUAACGAGGCUGUUUUUUCUGGCAUGAGCAGGCGGCUGAUUGACGGGAAUGGAGUGGUGAACCUCUUCCCCUUGUCCUCUGUUUGGACUGAAAUGAAAUGGGAGACGAUGCGUGAAUCAACAGGGAGCAGAUCUUUGCACAGUAGUGGGGUGGGGGGGGAACAAAAUGCAAAGCUGUUAAGUAAGGUUGAGCUUCGUGCAAAUUUCAUUAUCAUUAUUUUCAUCAUUUUGUUUGUCGUGGGGCACAAGGUUUUCUUUACCCUGUGGAAUGCCUGUGUUGAGGUCCAUCCAGCUCUCUGGAAGCCUCUACAGCCCACCCAGGUGUUCCUCCUGGGCCUGGUUCUUGGCCACCUCUCCACUCAGUCCGGGGCCCCUUUUGACAAAACACAAGUCUUUCAUCAUCUAGCAGAGGAACUGCAGCACUGAGAGAACUCUGCUUCUAAUGAGAAGCUCUAAUUGAUAAACUUCUCAAUCAAAAGAAGAGUGAGACGAUGCCAAAUCUUUAUUUUUAUGCAUUAUAUAUUUUAAAUAGCUUUUAAAUCUAACAUAAGAGUUGUAAAUAAUCUUGCCAAAGGCACAGACUAGCUACAGUGAAGCAGGUUUGCGCGUGUAUACAGGAAAUGACCGAAUAUAUUAUACAUAAAAUAUAUAUAAAGAAUCUAUACUGUUCACGUGACUAACAGCAGUGCUAAUUUUAAUGUGAUGUAAAGAGAUUUAGCGAGGGGACAGCUGCUUUUCGAUUGUUUUGCUUUUGAAGAAAACCUCUUUUGUUUCCAGGCGUCUGUUUCAUCCUGUGAUUGGAUGUGAAUCAUCUCAGUGUAAAUAUGGUUUCAUUGCAGCAACAAUCAGUGGACCUGGUGGUGGUGGAGCCCAAAUGGUUGCCUGUCUUACUUGUGUUGAGUUUAACUUUUUAGUACAUACUUAAAAAUUUAGACUCUUCAUGCUGUAUGUUCUUCGUGUGGAAUUUUUCUUUUUUUAAACAUCUUAGGAUGUCAUCUCGUGUGUGUCCACUUCUUGUCUAAGUAGUUGAUUACUAAAUUUUGCACAAGUACUAGAUGAUUUGAGCUCACAGGUUACUAUGAUCAUCACGGGUUGAUCGACGAUGGGACGCCAUUUGCAGAGAGAAUAUGCGGCAGAAGGAUGUGCGGAAAUGCAAUGACGGCCAGCUGAAACCUACAGGGAGAUUAAAAACAUCUUCAUCUCUCACUGUUUGAUUUCUCUGUUUUUAUUUUUGAAUUUUAAAUCAAACCUGUGAAUAUGAUCUAUUCUCUAAUCUAUUUUUCCAUUUUGUAAUUAAUUCAUGACAGUAUGAUGUUCCAAUUCUUUGGAGAAAUGUUGAAGCUAAAAGAUUGAAUAAAAUGGUGGUUAAGGAAAAAGUG
Molecule: messenger RNA, 3535 nt
Organism: Thalassophryne amazonica
Lineage: Eukaryota; Metazoa; Chordata; Actinopteri; Batrachoidiformes; Batrachoididae
Gene: numb
Product: NUMB endocytic adaptor protein
Exons: 11
Coding region: 161-2131 (656 amino acids)
Molecular function (GO): cadherin binding
Source: RefSeq, a predicted model, not a curated record